Molecule: messenger RNA, 1167 nt
Organism: Copidosoma floridanum
Lineage: Eukaryota; Metazoa; Arthropoda; Insecta; Hymenoptera; Encyrtidae
Gene: MsrA
Product: methionine sulfoxide reductase A
Molecular function (GO): peptide-methionine (S)-S-oxide reductase activity
Source: RefSeq, a predicted model, not a curated record
AGCGACUCGGAGUCGGACUGUCGCGAUACUCUUGCUCUUGCGGUUGUUGGGAUCCGAAGUUGCAACGGUUUUUACCUUAACUGGGAUUCCUUCGGUUAUAGAGGACAUAAAUCUAACUAUCACUCUGACGGCUUGGAGCAAUUGUAAAAACAUAAAUCACGAAAGCGUACCCUUUGAUAUUUACAGGCAAAAAUGCCGGGCCAAGUCGAUUCGGUUGAGGGCAAGCGCGCCACCUUCGGCAUGGGCUGUUUCUGGGCCAGCGACUCGUUGUUUGGGGCGACCCUUGGAGUCAUCCGCACCAGCGUCGGCUACGCGGGCGGCACCAGCAACACUCCCACCUACAAGAAUAUCGGCGAUCACACCGAGGUGGUCGAUAUCGAGUACAACCCCGAAGUGGUCUCGUACACGCAGCUGCUGGACUUGUUCUGGAACAACCACGAGUACAGCUUGACGUCGCGCACGAAGCGACAGUACAUGUCGUUGAUUUUGUACCACGACGAGGAACAGAGGAUAACCGCGGAAAAAUCGCGCGAUCGCCAGCAGCACGAGAAGAACGAGAAAUUCAGCACGGAGAUCAGGGCCUUUGAGAGAUUUUAUCCCGCCGAAGACUACCACCAAAAGUACCGGUUGCAAGGUCACGCCUGGCUCAUGGAAGCGAUCGGUGUCAAGUCGGGGGAGCAGCUGCGCACCUCGCCACUGGCCGCAAAGCUGAACGGGUACCUGGCCGGGGUCGUCACGGCGGUGGAGUACGAGCGCCAGGUCCCGGGUCUCGGGCUCUCGGACAAGGCCGCGCAGUACGUGAGGAAGCACGUGGUCGAGAGACAGGGCAAUGGGCUCUACUGCUAGUGCCAAGGCCAUUAUCAGAUACUUUUAGAGAAACGCGCGUGUUUGUGUCCGAGGAAGUCGAGGAAGAGCGUUUGCGGUGUGAAUUCAUGUGUGCGGGAAUACGUUUUUCUUUUUAACGCGAUACAACAUGAAACUAUGUCUACACUGUUGAAGGGAAAUCGUUGAAAUCAGUAAGGAAUUACUGAAGUAUGUAUUAUUUACACGCUUGUGGCGAUGUUUAUUUAUUAGCUAUUAAUAAGUUGAAUCCAUACUACGUUAGCCAGUUCAAUUUCACACUCCACACAUCUAUUUUUUUUAUUUAUUCUUAUUAUUAUUAUUAUU